UCCCCUGUGUGUUCCAGCUGAAGGAGAAGCUGGCCCUACUGAAAAGAGAAUACAGCAGAAUCUUUCACAGGCUGCAGCGUGCUGAAAGAGCGGAGAAAAUGGACAGCGAUGUCCCGAAAACCGUUGCAGAGCAAAACCUGCCGCGUAGGCAAGAGAUAACCGAAGAAGGAUCCAUUAGCCAGACGUCCCCAGAGUCCUUGAAGUAUGCCCCAGCUAGUAUUUGUGCGGAGAACACUCUAGAAACGGCACCUGUCAUCUUGGAGCCUGAAGUUACCGGCCAGGAAUGUAGUUUGCCAAAAAACUCUGGCUUCAAAUCAAACUCCGGCCAUGUUUCUCAAAAGGGUCUCUGUAGUCUUGCAGGGCCUGUUCUUGAGCAAAAUCAGCUUUUGUCAAAAACAAAAACCAAAACAUGCACGAAACCAACAGAGACAGAGAGAGAAUUUGUGUGUGAGGCACUUCAGAGAACUCCUGGAUUCCAGUUGGAGCAUAGUAUGGAAAGUGUGAAGACCCCCGGCUCACCAGUCUUUAAGCGAAGGAGCUUCAUUUUGGAAACUGAGCGUAGCAUCCCAAAAGUCGCAGUGGCCUCUUUUGAAGGAAGAGGUAGUAAUGCUUCUUUUGCCAUGCCUUCAGAGGAACCAGAUGAGGAAACCGUCUUUCCUGAAGUAUCCCAUCCGUGCGCUUAUGUUCGGGUGUUUUCUGAGGAAGGCAUCAUUGCUGCUUUUGAAGAUGUGACUGCUGAGAAUGCUUUGUCACCCACAGACACAUGGAAUGAGGGGAAAGAAUCUGCCCAGAAGGUAGAUGAACAAACAGAGAUGGGUAGAGAAGAGCCAGGUAGGAGUGAAGAUUUAGCAGGGACCAGGGAAGCUUCCCAGGGGGGCAGAGCUGCCCCUUGUAUGCGCAGGGAUGAAAUGCAGGAAGAGAGAAGUCAGCACAAGGAAGCUUGGAACUCAGACCUCAUUAAAAGAGGCUCUUCCACCAACAAACCAGGUGACAAGGAUUCAGGGGAACAUCUUAAUCCUGCUGCACCUGCUAAGACCACACUAGGCUCUUGCACAGUAGUUGAAGGACUCCUUUUCCCUGUUGAGUAUUACGUAAGGACAACGCGGCAACUAUCUAACUGCCAGAGGGAGGUGAACUUGGAGGCAGUCAUUCAGAGCCAGCUGGGAAAGAGAAGGAAAAGACGGAGAACUGUGCCUAAGGAGAAGAAUGCGAAGCUUGCCUUCCCCUCCCGAGAACACGUGGUAAGCGAUGAGCUGCUGGGGGCUGUUUCUUUCUCAACCCCUGGGGCUGACGGGACCUCUGAUACUUGGCAUUCUCUGUCUCAGGAGAGCACUGCUUCAGUCACGGGCUUCUCUCCGAGUGAGGGGCUCCUGCAGUGGAGAAAAGGACAGCUGAGAGCGGGGUCUAAUCACAGGGCCUCAUCCUGCACGUCACACAAGACAACAGUUUCCAAGGCACAAGGAAAGAAAAAGAACUGCCAAGGCAAAGGCAGAGCAGUGGCGCUCCCUGCCAGGACCGGUGGCCACGUGGGAGCUCAGCAGAGUGGCAGCAAGAGGCUAGGGGAGUCUGUGGCUGAAUGCCCCGGGGCUGCCUCAGAAGCUGCCCAGAAUGCCCCUGCAGACCUGGUGACUGCAUCAGCUUGCAGCUCUCCGAGAGGCCCGCAAGAGAGCUGCGAGGCGUGUCCUGAGAGCGAGCCUCUUGGGCCGGCUGGGGACUGGGACCACACCAACGCCAGGCUGGGACCAGCGGUGCAGGCAGCGUUGCCUCGGGGCGAGCUGCUGGCGGCUUCCCUGGGAGGUGCAGAUGGCGGGCCGCCUCACGGUGGAAGAGUGAGCAGCCUGCAUGGAGAACCUGAAGAUCCUUCCCAGGGUCUCCUUAAGACCUCCUCGGCUGCCUUGCAUCUCCGGAGUCGUAAGACAUCUGACCCCAAGUGGCUGCCUCCCAGCAUGAAUCCCCAGGGAUUCCAUUUACCCAAAGAUGAAUUUGGCUGCCUUAAGGCAGAAAAACUCAAGCUGUGUGCUGUGAAACCGCUGGAGACUUUUCAUGCUGAUGGACCAGCCAACUGCCUCCACGGCGUGGGUGAGCUGUUUGCAGAGGGAGGAAAUCGGGGUCUCCUUCCAGGCGUGAAAGAACCAGUGAUGCCGCCGCCGCCGCCGCUUCCGCAGUGCUUGCAGAUGAAGGGGCUUCCAUCGAGCAAGCUGCUCCUGCCACCCGCUCUAGAGGAUGUGAGCAGCCUGCUGGAAUCCCAGCCGCCCACCCCCGUUUUCCCCACUGUGGGGCCAACCCCUGCCUCCCAGGCUUCGCUGCACAGUGAGGCCCUGCUAGAUGCAUAUCCUUUGCAAGUGAACGCGGACACCGCGGGUGGACUGGGCAGCCCUGCGGAUGCUUCUUUGCCAAGAAACAGCAUCACAAAGUCGUGGCCACAAGAUCAGAGUGGAUCCUGGAAGCCUGAAGAGAAACGUGUGAGCCUUGCGGAAGCACCUGUCCCAGCUGGCGAGUCCAUUGAGCCAUCUAGUAAACAGAGUGAAAUGGUGUCAGAAGAUGUGGAACAGGCCCUGGAGCACAGCUGGGAAAGACAGAGCUUGCAGUUGACCUCCAGACUCAAGAGCCCCUGUGGCACCGUGGACGUGAGCACCGUGUGGUGGGCGGGCGCCGAUGGCACGGAGCUGCGUGUCGUGACUGCGUGCGAGACGUCCGUUUCCCUCUGGAGGCUCCUGCAUGCCGGUCGCUGGGAGGCGGCGUGCACGUGGCACUUUGCGCAGGUUCCGGUCACUCAGAUUGUUCCCCUCCCAGACGUCCACAACCGUGUGUGCGUGGCAUUGGGAGGCCUGGAGGUCGCAGAGAUUCGGUUCUUGUUUCAUUUUGCUCAAGAUGACUCUGUUGGACAAUGGUUGGUCCAAGCUGGGAAUAUAAAAGCUGUUCUUGGACUGAAAAACAGGCGGCUGGUCAGCAGCUGUGGCUGGCUUCAGGACCAAACCGUGGCGGUCAUGUCUUUCUCCGAGACAGGAAGAAGCAAUGAGCGAUGGGCUUUGAUGUCGCCCGAAGAGACCAUUUUGUCUUUUGCUGAAGUGGAAGGGAUGGAGGAAGCUUUGGUGGGCAUGACAACUCUGAACCAUGUGGUCAUCUGGAACUUGAGGACUGGGCAGCUGUUGAGGAAGAUGUCUAUUGGUUAUUCUGGCCCUGCAUGCGUCUGCCACAAGGCCUACUCCAGCCUGGGUCUCUUGUUUGUGAUUUUAAGUCACCCACGCGCCAAGGAGAAUGAGACAUGUGGAAAUCCUGCUUUCCAGAUCAUUGCACUCAAUCCUAAAACAGCCAAGAACACUGGAGUUCUGUUCUUGUCCCUCCCGCCAGGGAUCAGAGGAAGGUACUUGGAAGGCGGAGUGAGGAACACCCUUGCAGCGGCUGUGCUGACAUCGGGAACCAUUGCCGUGUGGGAUUUAUUUCUGGGCCAGUGCACAGCCCUGCUGCCUCCUAACCCUGAGGGAAGCUGGUCCCUUGCCAAGUGGUCAAUUGCAGACACUUGCCUGCUGGCUGGGCGAAAAGAUGGCAGCGUUUACAUCUACAGUUACACAGUGUGCCUGUCUUCUACUUGAGGAAGUCAUCACUUUUGAGAGGAGUUGCGUGGCCAGGAUUCCCUGUGCUGGAUGAGCUUCUUGCUUGGAGUUGGUUCCAUUUCUCUGCAGGACACAAGGAAUUCCAGCAAUACUGCGGGCUUCAUGGAUGGAUGCUAGGAAGUGCCAGCUCCAUUUUCACCAGUCUGGUCUGAGACAGUUCAAAGAAUUGAUAUGGACCAUAAUCCACCCAGACUAUUUCCUUUACAAGCUGUACUAGUUGAUAAGAGCAGCACAAAAGGCAGGUCUUGUACAAAAAUGAUGGCUCGACUUUUUCUUCAAUUGUUGUUUCUCACCUCCCCAUUUUUUGCAGGAAUUCUGUAAUAUUCUACUAUUAAAACUCCUUUUAAAACAGA
Varanus komodoensis (Komodo dragon) is the source of this 3967-nucleotide messenger RNA. It is a transcript of the gene PALB2, whose product is annotated as partner and localizer of BRCA2. The record is from RefSeq and is a predicted model, not a curated record. The transcript is spliced from 12 exons. Gene Ontology annotation, biological process: double-strand break repair via homologous recombination. Gene Ontology annotation, molecular function: DNA binding; protein binding. NCBI's taxonomy places the organism in Eukaryota, Metazoa, Chordata, Lepidosauria, Squamata, Varanidae. The coding region runs from base 99 to 3593 and encodes 1164 amino acids. Gene Ontology annotation, cellular component: nucleoplasm.